AGCCGCCCUCGUAACCUCCUCAUCCUUGGUGGUGUCCUCGUUGGUGCUGCCUUCGUCCCUACUCCUGGAUCAAAGACCUCGUAUGCGCUCUUCUCUUGUCUCUUCCCAUCUCUCUAGGAAUCACUCCCUGUGCUCUGUGGAGCGAUCACAUACCUUGCGCAGUUGUCACUGCGUUGCAUCUCUCAUCAAAUACAUCGUUCCAAUCAUAUCGGCAUCAAUCAAGCACCCACUAACUCAAUACUCAAUUAGCAACCCCUUCGAGACCCAAGGCACAAAGAACAUCGGAGCCCGCUGGUCAGCAGGUGGUGGCUCAGAUGUCCACACCCCUGGCGCCGCAACCCCUCGCGGAAACGCAGAGAACACAACAGAGAACCAGGACAACGCCUCAGGCAUUCGCAGCGAACACUUCCAGGAGCACCAGAUCUCCCAACGUCCCGGCGAGCCCGGUCCUUUCGACAAGGCCUGGAACAAGGCUCACUACGGCACCGAGAAGGGCAAAUAG
Messenger RNA from Aureobasidium pullulans EXF-150, 502 nucleotides. RefSeq lists its product as uncharacterized. The record is from RefSeq and is a predicted model, not a curated record. NCBI's taxonomy places the organism in Eukaryota, Fungi, Ascomycota, Dothideomycetes, Dothideales, Saccotheciaceae. Bases 83 to 502 code for a protein of 139 amino acids. The transcript has 2 exons.